GUUGGAAAUAAUGGUUGCAAGUUAGUGCUCACGACACGGUUACAACAUUUUGCUCGUGUAAUGGAUUGUGAGGUGAUCAUGGUGAAUCCUCUUCCAGCUAAUGAAGCAUCAACAUUAUUCUUGGAGAAAGUUGGAAGUGAUGUGUUUUCAAAUGGCAAAAUUAAAAGAGAUGUAGAGCCAUUUUUGAAGCAAAUUUUGCAAAAAUGUGAUGGAGUACCGCUUGCUAUUGUGACAGUGGCAAAAUCAAUGAGAGGGAAAUUACUUCCUCGUCGUUGGAAGUUAGCACUUUCUGAAUUUAGUAAAUUUGAAAGCAUUAUUGAUUAUUUUAAAUUCAGUUACGAAUGCCUAGAACCACAAUGCCAGGAGUGUUUCCUAUAUUGUGCAUUAUAUCCUGAAGAUUAUGAAAUCCCAAAGGAGGAGUUAAUUGAGUAUUGGAUUGAGGAGGGGCUUAUAUAUAAAGAAGGGAAAACUAGGGAGGCAAUGAAUUGGAAGGGUCAUGAUAUACUCGAUAAGUUGGUUGACAACUGCUUGUUAAAGUUGGUUAAAAAAAAUUACCAAGAAGAUUGUGUGAGUAUGCAUGAUCUUCUCCGAGAAAUGGCAUUGGAAAUCAGUCAAUUUUUUGUGAAAGCUGGCAUUACCUUGGAAAAGCUACCAGAAGAAGAUGAAUGGAGAGAUCGUUUGAAGGUUUCUUUAAUGAGGAAUCACAUAACAGAAAUUCCUUCAAGCAUGUCGUCUCCAAAGUGUCCUAUGCUCACAACCUUGCUAUUGUCCAAUAACAAUAUUUCAACCAUUCCAGAAGCAUUUUUUGAGCAAAUGCUUGGGCUCAAGAUUCUUGAUCUUUCCCACAAUCCUAAGCUAAGUAGGCUGCCGAGUUCUGUUUCCAAAUUGGAGAAGCUUACUACAUUAUUGCUGGGGCAUUGUGGCUUCUUAGAAGAGGUACCGUCUUUAUCCAACCUUGUAGGCUUAAAAAAGUUAGACCUUUCCUGGACAUCAAUUGAAGAACUUUCCCAAGGCCUCAACAGGUUAACAAAUCUAAAAUAUCUUAGUCUUGGUGGAAGAUUAUCUAAAACACUUGAUGAACCGCUACAAAAUCUCUCCAAACUUCAGCAUUUACUAGUAAAUGACGAUCUCGAUCCUGAAACAGAAUAUAAAUGGGAAACGAUUGGAAUUUGGGGGAACCUUCAAAACCUUGAGAAGUUGGAUCUUGGUUAUUUGGAUAACUUGAAUAUGGUGUUUGGGGAAGUAGGAGCAAUUGCUGAGUCAGUACCCCUACCAACUGGCACAUUUUCCUCUCUUCAAUAUGUUAGUGUUUUUGCAUGUGAUAAAAUAAAGAAGUUAUUCUCAGUUAGGUGGUUACCGUAUCUCCAAAAACUACAGACUAUUGAGGUCAAUUAUUGUGCGCAACUUGAAGAGAUAAUAGGGUCUGAAUUUGAAGAAGGAGAAAAAGUCACUCUAUCCAAGUUGCAAGGAUUGAAAUUGACCGAAUUGCCCCAAUUGAAAAGCAUCUAUAGCGGUUCUUUGAUUUGUGAUUCCAUCAAGAACAUUAAAAUUAAUAAUUGCAAAAAUAUAGAGCGUGUUUUUUGGUCAGGGUUCAAUCCACUUCCAAAUCUUGAAUAUCUAUACCUUUUCAAUUUAGAGAAUUUGAAAUCCGUGUUUGAUGAAGAAGGUCUUGGUUUAUGGUCACUUGUACCUCCCACAAGCUUUUUCUCUCUUACAGAAAUUAGGGUUGAUAAUUGUCAUCGAUUAAAGAAGGUAUUCUCAUCUGGAUGGCUACUCAACUACUUCCAAUCUCUAGAGAUUAUUGAGGUUCAAUGGUGUUCACAGUUGGAGGAUCUGAUAUUGUCAUCAACACAUGAAGAAGAAAAAGUCACUCUACCCAAGUUACAAACCUUGAAAUUGACGAGAUUGCCCUUAUUGAAGAGCAUCUGCAGCAGCUUCAGUGUGUUGAAUUGUGAUUACAUCAAGUGGCUGGAGAUUGUCCACUGUGAGAAGCUAAAGAGGAUUCCUCUGAAUUUUCCCUUGCUUGAUAAUGCCCAAUCAUCUCAUCCUUCUUCCCUCAAAGAAAUUGUGGUAUUCCCAAAAGAAUGGUGGAAAUCAUUGGAAUGGGACGAUCCCAAUGCAAAAGACAUUCUUUUACCCUUCUGCGAAUUUCGGCAGACUAAUUUGUGGUGGGGCGCACCGCAAAUGUAAGCCUUUUAAUCUUCAAUUUUUCAUUUUUUAUUCAACUCAGUGUGAGUUUUCCAUUCUUAAUAAAUCUCUCUCUCUCACACACAUUUAUUCUUUUCUCCCCCAUUGGCAGCAAUUUUGAUUCGGCUCUAUAACCACAAGAAAGUUGGAGGAAAUCACAUAUGCACUAGUUGCUGUUGCUAUUGGGUUUUCAAUUUAAUAUAAUCUUUGUUUUUCU
This is a messenger RNA of Rubroshorea leprosula, 2404 nucleotides long. The record is from the annotation of a GenBank genome assembly. NCBI's taxonomy places the organism in Eukaryota, Viridiplantae, Streptophyta, Magnoliopsida, Malvales, Dipterocarpaceae.